Molecule: messenger RNA, 3332 nt
Organism: Seriola dumerili (greater amberjack)
Lineage: Eukaryota; Metazoa; Chordata; Actinopteri; Carangiformes; Carangidae
Gene: atxn7
Product: ataxin 7
Exons: 13
Coding region: 272-3121 (949 amino acids)
Source: RefSeq, a predicted model, not a curated record
GAAUGCAGUCUGGUAAACAGACAUGGAAGCACCAGGUGAAGACCUCCACAGCGGCUGAGCACUGCACUCGGUCUUUCCCACCGUCUUCUGUCUCUUUCGCCCAGUGCAUCCAGCUGAUAUAUAUCUGCCUGGUGUCACGUUUACGUCUACAGCAUCCAGAGCCUUGACUUCCCCAAGUGUGUGUGGCAGCCAGGGAUCACCCAAACUGAUGAGGAUCGGCUGAUUGAGUUAAAAAUAAGUUCCUUUUUUCUUAUUUUGUUAAGCGGAAAGAAUGUCGGAAAGGGCCGAGGAUGACGUCAGGGGGGAGCAGCGCCGAGCGGCCAGGCAGCAGCUGAAGCAGCAGCAGAUCCAGCGGGGAGAAGGCUCCACAGCAAUGGCGACUGUUGCGGAGCGGAGAUCCUUACCUAGUCCAGAAAUAAUGCUGGGACAGCCUUGGAGCAACUGGGUCGACGCCGCCAAACUCCACGGCAACGACGGUGCUGAAUCGGAGGAAAGUUUCAAAGACUUCGGGAAAAAUCGAGAAGCCAUGCGUUUGUGCAGAGAAGACAUGCCCAUAUUUGGUCAGUGUCCCGCACAGGACGACUUCUACCUGGUGAUGUGCAGCCACUGCGGUCAAGUAGUCAAGCCCCAAGCCUUCCAAGCACACUACGAGAGAAGACACAGUUCAGCCAGCAAGCCAGCCUCCACCUCGCCCUUCCCUGUGCCAGGCAGGAACCGGAGCAGCAGCAGUGGGCUUGGAACUGGGCUGGGCUCAGGGUCUGUAGCUGGAAUGGCGACCGGAGGCAUCCUAAGCAGACCUUCCACUGCUGGAUCCAACUUAUCCUCCUCAACUUCCUCCUCGUCCUCCAAUCCCAAACUACUCAAACCAGCCAAAGAGAAGCUGCCAGGCAUUCAGCGAAGACCCCCCUUUCCACCCUUCAGGAUGCUCCAACCGGACAAGACACACCUCACCCCGGCUGUCAAGGUGGAGAAGAUGCACCUGAGGGUGGACUCGUCAACUAAGCUGGUGCAGGCCCCAUCUGCCCCCAACACCACCUCAUCCUCCUCCACAUCCUCCUCUAGCACCACUGUGAGCUCCAACACUACCACCAUCACCACCUCCUCCUCAUCAGCCCUUAAACCAGGCCUUAACUGUCCCUCCAUACCAAAGCCUCCAUUACUGGCCCCUGGUCAGAUUCCCAAUGGCAAGGGCCACCUCUCAGUCCUCUCGGACAAGAAGCAGGACAGCAGCAGCAGUGCCAGUAGCAGACGCCACCUCAGCAAGAAAGUAACAGAACGUGAGUUCAAUCCGGAUAUCCACUGUGGCGUUGUGGAUAUGACAGCUCGGAAACCAUGCACAAGAUCUCUAACAUGCAAGACACAUUCCUUAAGCCAGCGGAGGGCGGUGCCAGGGCGGAGGAAGCGGUUUGACACACUGCUGGCAGAGCACAAGAACAGAACAAGGGAGCGGGAGAGGGAGAGAGAACUCCACCAACCCCAUUCCCAGCAAAACCCCCCUCUCAGGGACCCACACCCCUCCUCCCACCUCGCCGCUGCCCAUGACCCCCACCAGGUGGCUCAUGGCAACGGCCCCGCCCCAGAAGCCACUAAGCCUUCGCCACUCGGCAAGCCCAAAUUUCACAGCCCUGGUCUUCCACGACUAAACAGCAGUCACGGAGGUGGUACCCCCGGAGACCCUGCAGUAGUCCAUGAGUCACCACACCAUCCCCAAACUACCCCCGAUGGGUUUUCCCGACCCUCCAGCGAUGAGGGAGAGAACGAGGAGCGGGAGGACAACGCUGACAAACUGGACUGUCACUAUUCAGGUUAUCACCCUCGACCGGCAGCUUACUGUACCUUUGGAAGUCGACUGUUUGGGAGAGGCUGUUACUCCUUUGACCGAAGAUGGGACAGAGUGCGAUGUGCCCUAACCACAAUGAUGGACAAGCACGUUAACUCUCAGAUGUGGAAGAAAAUCCCCUUGGCCUUGGAGAACUCCUCCUCCGUUGCACCUACCCAUAGGACAAGCACAAACUCCCAUGGUAGCACUCCCUCCUCAGGCUUCCUGGGCCCCCCUGCCACCUUGCCCCAGACUCCUUAUAGCCAAUCCUACGAGGGCAAAUCAGUGCUCUCCUAUGGGACCACCUUAAAUGCCCGCAGCUCCCCACAGGGUGGGGCUGAGCACCCGGCCUACGGCACCACGCAGGCCCGACAAGUGUCUUCGUUGCCGCAGAUGCCUUCAGCCCACUCGUCCUCAUCCUCUUCAGCUCCUUCCCUAGCCUCAGGCCGGGCGCUCAAGUCCCGCUCCUCCAGCAGCAGCACUACCAAGUCGUCAUCGUCCUUCAGGCCCAAGGAGAUCUCCUCUGGCUCCUCCACACCUGUCAUUCCCAACUCCACUGGUGGGGGCAGCAGCGGAGCCAACAGUAACAGUAGCAGCACUAGCUUCAGCUCGGGGAAGAAGAGGAAGAACAGCUCUCUCCUCUCUUCAUCCCAUGGCUCCUCUGAAUCCUCCUCUUCUAAUGCCAACUACUCUUCUUCCUCCUCCUCCUCUUUCAAGAAGAACUGUGCAAAUGUCAGCAGCUCAGGGAGCACCUACCACCACAGCUCAUUAGGUUCUGCAUCCUCAUCAUCAUUAUCCUCCUCCCACAGCGGAGUCCACAGCGUGGGGCUUAACUGUGGCCCCACUGUGCGGACCAACUCGCUUAGCCUCAAGGCCGAGUCUUCUGGAGGUUCAGCAGGCGGCUCCUCAGGGCCCCCUGCACGAGGUCCUCCCUCGGGCAGCCCUGCAGAAUCCAUCAAGCGCAUGAGUGUGGUGAUGAACAGCAGUGACUCCACCCUUUCCCUGGGGCCUUUUGUACACCACCAGUCCUCAUCCUCAUCUGACCACCACACCAGCUUCAGCCACCACUCCACAGACGGGCGUUUGGAGGGCAAGAAGCGCAAAAGUUCCCCUGUCUCCAGCAGCAUUAAUAGUGGGGGUGGGGCAGGAGGGCUCGGAGGAGGGGGACCCGGUACAGGUAGACCCAAAGUGGCCAAGUCACCUGCCAUUAACAACAUCCAUGGGAAGCAUGGGCGGAGCAUUCCAGGGACGCCAGGGCUGCCCAACAACUCCCAUUUACAUCAGCCAAAGGCUCGUCCCUGACAGCGGUGUCCGGCUUCAGUGUAUGGAACCGGCAGGCGGAUGGGGAAUAGUCCGGAGCAGUCCGCAUACUGCUCUGGACUGCACGAGGCCUUUUAAAGUCAAACCCACAUUACUCUCAGCUUCCCACAAUCCUCAGGGUGGAGAUGAUCUGGACUGCCCAGUGAAGUCAAUGUGGUCCUUACUAAUUCUCCCAAAGCCAUGUGUGCGUGCG